UCGCCCGCCGCCCCGCCGCCCCUGCCGGGCGCCAGCCGGCGGGUUACAUAACGGGACCUGCGGGACGCUCUCGCGAGGCUUCCACCGCCUUCUCCUCGCUCCACGUCAGAGGGAACCGGGCGGAGCGGCCAACAUGGCGGAACGCAGGCGACACAAGAAGCGGAUUCAGGAAGUUGGUGAGCCAUCUAAAGAAGAGAAGGCUGUAGCCAAGUACCUUCGAUUCAACUGUCCAACAAAGUCCACCAAUAUGAUGGGUCACCGGGUUGAUUAUUUUAUUGCUUCAAAAGCAGUGGACUGCCUUUUGGAUUCAAAGUGGGCAAAGGCCAAGAAAGGAGAGGAAGCUUUAUUUACAACAAGGGAGUCUGUGGUUGACUACUGCAACAGGCUUUUAAAGAAACAGUUUUUUCACCGGGCACUAAAAGUAAUGAAAAUGAAGUAUGAUAAAGACAUAAAAAAGGAAAAAGACAAAGGAAAAGCUGAAAGUGGAAAAGAAGAAGAUAAAAAGAACAAGAAAGAAAAUCUAAAGGAUGAAAAGACAAAAAAGGAAAAAGAAAAAAAAAAAGAUGGUGAAAAGGAAGAAUCCAAAAAGGUAUAUGUGUGGAUCUAUGACCCAGUUCACUUUAAAACCUUUGUCAUGGGAUUAAUUCUUGUGAUUGCAGUGAUAGCAGCCACCCUCUUCCCCCUUUGGCCAGCGGAAAUGAGAGUAGGUGUUUAUUACCUCAGUGUGGGUGCAGGCUGUUUCGUAGCCAGCAUUCUUCUCCUUGCUGUUGCUCGUUGCAUUCUAUUUCUCAUCAUUUGGCUCAUAACUGGAGGAAGGCACCACUUCUGGUUCUUGCCAAAUCUGACUGCUGAUGUAGGCUUCAUUGACUCCUUCAGGCCUCUGUACACACAUGAAUAUAAAGGACCAAAAGCAGACUUAAAGAAAGAUGAGAAAUCUGAAACCAAAAAACAGCAGAAGUCCGACAGCGAGGAAAAGUCAGACAGUGAGAAAAAAGAAGAUGAGGAGGGAAAAGGAGGACCAGGAAAUCAUGGAGCAGAAGGCUCAGGUGGAGAACGGCAUUCUGACACAGACAGUGACAGGAGGGAAGACGACCGCUCCCAACACAGUAGUGGAAAUGGGAAUGAUUUUGAAAUGAUCACAAAAGAGGAACUGGAACAACAAACAGAUGGGGAUUGUGAAGAGGAGGAAGAAGACGAUGACGGAGAAACAACUAAAUCUUCACAUGAAAAAUCAUAACCUGCCUAACUUUGGGACUACAUACGUGUAAGAGGUUGGAUUUUCUAUGUUGGCUGAUCGUCAUAAUGUACACAUGACAUUUGUAGCAUCCUUUAAAUCCACUUACUGAAAUGUAUUUGACAUCUAAGCAGUUAUAUUCAGUCCUUCAUUUUAUAGAACACUGUUAUGGGUACAGUCAAAAGCCAUUUAUAAGUUUUAUCUAUUUGAUAAAUUUAUAGUAAGUAGGUCUCAUUAAUUUUGAUAGUUAUCAGAGAUGUACUUUCCACAAUGACAUUUAGAUUAAUGGCAUUUUUGAUAAUUGUAUGGCUUUUUACUGUUAGACUAAUCAAAAUAACUAAAAGGGAUAAAAAAGAAACACCAAUAUUUCAGAUUAUGUAUAGUUGUGUAGCCAUUUCACAGAUUCUUUGAGAUGAAAUGCUUAAACUCACUGUUCUUGAUAGUUAAAAUUUUGUUGAUUACAAAAUUACACCAGGAAAUUUCUAAGAUUCUGAGUUAGCAAGGUUCAAAAAGCAUUUUGUGGAAACAAGCCAACUAGUAAUAAUGCAACAACACUUUUAGUUUAGCUACAAAUUCUCCUUUCCCAACUUAGGAAAUCCAAACUGGUUUGUGCAUCUGCUUCCGAGAAAGACCGUUGUCUCCAACCGAGAGGCUGCGCCGCGUUGGCGGGAAGGUGAUGGCUCUUCCUCCCAUUUCCUUGUCGUAAAGUAAUGUAUUCUGUAUAUAAUUUACAAAUAAACAUUUUAUUUUAAUUGUUACUUAUUAUUUAGACAUUUUCUUAACACUUAAAUUUGUAAAAUUAAAACCAUUUAAAGGUGUGUUUUUAGAGAAAUGGGAGUUUCAGUAACCCACAGGACAUCUGUGAUCUUUCUACAGCAGCUUCAGUUUGUGCCAACAUUCCAUGUAUUUGAACAUGAGUUAAAACCAACUUUAUUAAAUAAGAGCAUACUUAAAGUAGUGUUUGUAUGCCUUAAUGUUCAUUUUGAUUUAUCUUAAAUCUCUACAUUCAGAAAUGGGGUACUGUAUUAUCAGACCAGGAAGCACUGCUAUGAAAGAUAAUUUACUGUUCUAAAAUACCAAUUUAAAAUAAAGAACAUACAAGAAAACAUAAA
Hipposideros armiger (great roundleaf bat) is the source of this 2346-nucleotide messenger RNA. RefSeq names its product SEC62 preprotein translocation factor (gene SEC62). Gene Ontology annotation, biological process: post-translational protein targeting to membrane, translocation. The transcript is spliced from 7 exons. The coding region runs from base 134 to 1237 and encodes 367 amino acids. The record is from RefSeq and is a predicted model, not a curated record. NCBI's taxonomy places the organism in Eukaryota, Metazoa, Chordata, Mammalia, Chiroptera, Hipposideridae. Gene Ontology annotation, cellular component: endoplasmic reticulum; endoplasmic reticulum membrane.